AUGUUAAAUCAUCCAUUUGAAGCUGUAAAAAUAUAUCUUAAAAUGAAUGUGGUAGUUCAUCUUAAGACAGGUGAGAAAUAUAAAGGCAACUUAAAUAGUUUUGAUGAACACUUAAAUGUCAUACUGGAGAAUGAUGACAAGUUGAAUUUCAUACGAGGAGAGAAUAUUCUAUGUGUAGGACGUGAGUAA
Messenger RNA from Enterospora canceri, 189 nucleotides. NCBI's taxonomy places the organism in Eukaryota, Fungi, Microsporidia, Enterocytozoonidae. The record is from the annotation of a GenBank genome assembly.